Labeo rohita (rohu) is the source of this 3906-nucleotide messenger RNA. RefSeq names its product cadherin EGF LAG seven-pass G-type receptor 1. The record is from RefSeq and is a predicted model, not a curated record. The transcript has a single exon. Lineage: Eukaryota; Metazoa; Chordata; Actinopteri; Cypriniformes; Cyprinidae. Gene Ontology annotation, molecular function: calcium ion binding. Gene Ontology annotation, biological process: homophilic cell-cell adhesion. Gene Ontology annotation, cellular component: plasma membrane. Bases 243 to 3296 code for a protein of 1017 amino acids.
AAUCUUUACAGGAAUACCAAAAUCAUGUAAGGAGCAAGUGUGCGUUUAUUAGACAGCUUAUCACGUCAGCUUGUGCUUUCAGAAUCGGGGAAUCUGCUGCGGUCGUUUCAUCGCAUCUGGAGUCGAGGACUCGAACGAGGAAGUUGGUCACAAGAUAACACUGUCACCAGUUAAACCAUAGCACCGGCAGAAGGAGAGCUGAUGUUUUUUGUUUUUCUGCAUGUUUUGUGGAGUUUUACACCAUGGAUCUAGUAAUGUGUUGGUUAUUAUGGGUUCACCUUCUCCUCUGCGCUCCUCUCAUGGGAUGUUUCGACUUGCACCUUUCGGAGACUUUACGUUCUGGAGAUGUUUUGGCCAAUUUGUCACUGGGACCAGGAUGGACGUAUAAAAUAGACAGGAAUUUAACAUCCAAGUACAUUGAGAACUUUAUUAAAGUGGACUGGAGAGAUGGAGUCGUGCGUUUAAAUGGAGAGGUGGAUUGUGCGCGCGCCCCUCAGAGCUCGCUGCCUCUUUAUGUUAAAAUUCAAUCAUUAACAACUGAAGGACUGGUUAACGCACAUUUUAAUGUAUUUUUACACGGACGACAUUGUGUGUUCAAAUAUAAAAGGAGGACAGUGACUAAGCCUGAUAUUAACGUGGAUUGCGUUUAUAACGUGGGACUAACUUCCUGUUUUUCUCCUGGUGAUUUACUCCUUAGUUUUAAGGACUAUUUACCUGUCUUCACAAGGAACUCCGGCGUUUUUUCUACUUCUUGCACCUCAGACCAUCUGAAUGUGUUUGUGCGUAACGGGACUUUGCUUGUGAAGGACGCGUACUGUUUGGAAACGGACUUGAGACGCCUUAAAGACACUAUUCGCUGUUCGUUCCACGAUUCAAACGGUGAGCCCUUUUCUGUGUGCCUUAAAUUACGAUUCGCCCCAGUCCAAACAUCAUCACAUUCUAUGCAACACGUAUCAAAUCAAUGGAAACCGAGAAUACGCCGAGCCGUGAAUUCAGCGCCUCAGUUUCAGUUACCGAACUACCAGGUUUCAGUGCCCGAGAACGAGCCUGCGGGUACGCGCGUCAUCACCCUCAAAGCGACUGACAGCGACCCUGGAGAGGCGGGGAAGAUCGAGUAUGGCAUGGAAGCAUUGUUCGACAGCCGUUCUAACGACUUCUUUCGGAUAGACCCUCAAACCGGCAGCAUUGAGACUGUCCAGCCCUUAGACAGAGAAGUGAAAGACACACACGUGUUUAAAGUCACUGCAACUGAUAAUGGCACACCGCGACGCACAACCACGUCGUACUUGACCGUCACAGUUAGUGACACCAACGACCAUGGUCCCGUUUUUGAACAGAACGAAUACAGGGUUAGGAUACGAGAAAAUGUGGAAGUUGGUUUUGAGGUAAUUACAGUCAGGGCGACAGAUGGAGAUGCACCAUCAAAUGCGAACAUGAUAUAUAAGAUUGUGAAUGGUGAGGGUGUUAAUUCUGGAUUCGAAAUCGAUUCUCGAAACGGACUGGUCAAGAUCCGUGUGCGUCCAGAUAGAGAAACCAUGUCCCAGUAUCAGCUGAUAGUAGAGGCCAAUGACCAAGGAAAGGAUCCUGGGCCCCGCAGUGCUACCGCGACAGUGCACAUCACAGUCGAAGAUGAAAACGACAACUAUCCUCAGUUUAGUGGGAAAAGAUAUGUAGUUCAGGUGCCUGAAAAUGUGGCAGUGAACACUAAAGUGGCCCAAGUAGAAGCCACUGACCGAGACGAGGGCAAUAACGCUAAGGUUCAUUACAGUAUAAUCAGCGGCAAUGUCAAAGGUCAGUUCUUCAUUCACACCCCUACCGGAGCCAUUGAUGUCAUAAACCCUCUAGACUACGAAAUGAUCAGAGAGUAUAACUUACGCAUAAAGGCACAGGAUGGAGGGAGGCCUCCUCUCAUUAAUGGAAAAGGCAUCGUUGUGAUCCAAGUUGUGGAUGUGAAUGACAAUGCUCCUAUGUUUGUAAGCACUCCUUUCCAAGCCACCGUUUUAGAGAACGUGCCCAUUGGAUAUUCCGUCAUUCACAUUCAGGCCAUUGAUUCUGAUUCUGGAGAAAAUGCGCGUUUGGAUUACAGCUUCACCGACACCACUCCAGGCUUUCCAUUCACCAUCAAUAACAGCACUGGAUGGAUAACAGUCAGUGUUGAGCUGGACAGGGAAACAACUGAGUAUUACACCUUUGGAGUAGAAGCCAGAGACAAUGGUGUUCCGGUGAUGUCAUCCUCAGCUAGCGUUAACAUCACCAUCCUAGAUGUGAACGACAACAUCCCUGCAUUCACCGAAAAGGUAUACUCGCUAAAAAUCAAUGAAGAUGCUGUUGUAGGGACCAGUGUGUUAACUGUUACAGCUCUGGGCCGUGAUGUAAACAGUGUGGUCACCUAUCAGAUCUCCAGUGGUAAUACGCGGAACCGGUUUGCCAUUACUAGUCAAAGCGGAGGUGGACUAAUCACAAUAGCACUUCCGUUAGAUUACAAACAGGAACGCCAGUACGUUCUGACCGUCACCGCCUCUGAUGGUACGCGCUUUGACACCGCGCAGGUGUUUAUCAAUGUAACUGAUGCUAACACUCACAGACCCGUGUUCCAGAGCACAAGCUACCAUCAGACCUUCAGCGAGGAUCGACCCAUUGGAUCAACUGUUGUGGUAAUCAGUGCAACAGAUGAAGACACUGGUGAGAAUGCACGUAUUACCUAUAUCAUGGAGGACAAUGUUCCACAGUUCAAGAUUGAUCCGGACACAGGAGCCAUCACUACGCAGAUGGAGAUCGACUAUGAAGAUCAAGCUUCGUACACAUUGGCCAUCAUUGCUCGUGACAAUGGAAUCCCACAAAAGUCUGACACCACCUAUGUGGAAAUUAUCGUUCUGGAUGCCAAUGAUAAUGCACCACAGUUUGGGAGGGAUAAAUAUCAGGAUACCGUGUUUGAAGAUGCACCUGUGUUCACCAGUGUGCUCCAGAUAUCUGCUUCAGACAGGGACUCGGGGUCAAAUGGACGUGUGAGCUACACUUUUCAAGGUGGCGAUGAUGGAGAAGGAGACUUCAUGAUUGAGCAGUACUCUGGAAUUAUAAGAACCCAACGGAAGCUGGACAGAGAGAAAGUUCCAGUGUAUAACCUGAAGGCCUAUGCGGUAGAUAGAGGUGUUCCUCCUCUCAAAGCAGAGGUGGAGAUCCAGAUUUCCGUCUUGGACAUCAGUGACAAUACUCCUGCUUUUGAGGACCAACCCAUUGAAUCAACUGUUGUAGACUUUGGGGAAAAUGGGACUUCAUUUGGACGUUUUUGUUUUUAAAUAGGUCUGAAACCUUUUACUAGAUGUAUUCAACUCUCGUCUUCCAUCACUUUGACAUAUUCUCUAUAAACAAUGGACUGUAGUCCUUUUUGUUUUGCUAAAAAUACAUGUGUCAAGUCAGCGUUCUGUGCAAUUUAUAGUAUUAUAAAACAAAAAAAAAAGUACAUUUUGAUUGUACAUUUUUAGCAGCAUUCAAGCUUGCUAGGUUGAUUGGCAACUAAAAACAGCCUAAUGUUAGAUUAAUAAACUGUAUUACUGGGCUAAAAUCAUGGUAGUAUAAUCUUCUGUGACUUAUUGCUUUAUGGACAUUGAAAACUGUGAAAAAUGUUAUAACGUUAUUUCGUUCUGUUUAGUCGCGUUAUUAUUAUUAUUUUGCAGUAUUUCUGAAGUGGGCUGCAUCAGGUCACACUGCGUAGACGCAGGCGACAUCACUCCCUCAAGCCCCACUCGUGGCAUUAUUUAGAAGAUGACAACAAAGAAACACAGAGAAAGAGACUGAUUGCCGGCCAGCCAGGGUUCGUCUUUGGGAGAAAAAGAAGAAACGAUUUAAAAUGUAUGUGUGUGUACUUCUAACAUGUUUGGUUGGUAAAAUAAAUGUUGUAAAUUCAAA